Molecule: messenger RNA, 1152 nt
Organism: Drosophila arizonae
Lineage: Eukaryota; Metazoa; Arthropoda; Insecta; Diptera; Drosophilidae
Source: RefSeq, a predicted model, not a curated record
CGGUAGACAAAUUCAGUACACUUGUUUAUUGAUUUAAAAGCAGACACAUGUUUUAAACACUAUUCCGAAUUUUAUAGGGCAAAUAUGUUUCAUAACAUAAGUAUUACUUUUUUGUGCGCCUUGGCAUUUAUAUCCUGGUCGUUGCUGUGUUAUUUACAUGCAAUUGAGGAUAAAACUCACUACGAUCACAAAGUGAAAAUCUUCACGGUGAGGCCUACCUACGUAGCUGAGUCAAAAUCUUGUCCCAAUGAUUCUCCAGUAAUUCAUUUUCUAAAAAUUUUCUAUGACUUGAUUAUCAACUAUGGGAUCAUACUUUUGGUCGUUAUUGCUAUCUCAGCAUCUGCGCAAUGGUUGGGAAAAACGGCCAGACAUUGUAUUCAAAAUGUCCCGCUUAGCAAUUUCACGUCAAUGGAAGACCCAGAGUAUGCUGAUCAAGAGGAAAUAGAGGAAGAGAAGCAAAUGGAAGUGGAGGAACCUUUUAGUGCAGGAGUGCCAAAUAAACAUGAUUGGAAGGCUGAACAAAAAUGGCAAGUGGAAUAUAAAUUGAAGAAGGCGCAGUGGCAAAUGGAGAGACAGUUGGAGACUGAAAAAAAAUGGGAGAUGAAACGAAAUAUGGAGAAGAAACGUUACGUAGAGAUCGAGCCAAAUAUGGAAAGGAAACAGAAUUGGAAUUUGGAAGAGAAAACGUUGGUUCAUCAAGAAAAUAUAGAGUUGAGAGAGCAGUUAAAUGAUUUGCAGCAGCAUUGCCGUGAAUUGCUUCAGGAACUGCGCGCUGUCAAUGACUCUAGCCGUUCGAAUUCCUCCAGCAGUUGUUUCAGCAGCUCCGAAGCCGACGAUCCAGCUUCCGUUCUUAUGUGGAAGCAGCCAGCUACAAUGUCUUCGAGUGGUUUGUCUAUAGCGCAGGAUACGGAAUCUUUGAGUUCGAUGACACAAAAAGUUUACGUGACUCAUAGUCAUUACCAUUUUAAUUUUAAUGGACCGGUGCAAUUAAUGAGACAAAACAUAAAUCUUAGUACAAUAGGCCCUCAAAAAUUACUUGGACGAAGCGAAUUUUUACAGGUGUGGGGCACAUUUCUCUGUGGACCGAAGGAACGUCCCAUGCUAACUGGUAUAAAUAAUAUUUUAAUGUGAAAGGCGCACAAAUCUUUAUCC